UCAAAUACUGGUUUUGGAGGGCAGAUUCCGAAUGGGAUAUCAAGGCUGACAAGAAACUUGUGCUUUCCAACAAUUCAUUUGACGGGGAAGUUGAUGAAUACCUGAAUGUAUCUGCCUCUCAAUUGGAAACACUGGACUUGAGUUUUAACCAUCUAAAUGGGUCAAUUCCAGAGUACUUCUUUGAACUUCCCAAUCUAAGAGUACUAAUACUUUCUUCCAACUCGUUCAGUGGAAGGGUAGGAUUUGAAAGUCUCCAAAAGCUCAAGAACCUCACAAGACUUGAACUUUCUCACAACAAUUUGUCAGUUGACAUAAGUAGUGGUAGUUUAACAUCCUCAUUCUUACCCCAAAUUUCAGUAUUGAAAAUGGCUUCUUGUCGAUUACAAAAGUUUCCAAAUCUCAGAACUCAUUCAAGUAUUAUCAUUUUAGACCUAUCAGACAAUGAAAUUAGAGGGGAAAUACCAAACUGGAUAUGGAAUGUGGGUAAUGGAAGUCUGGAUCAUCUCAAUCUUUCCUGCAAUUUCUUAGAUGGUCUAGAAAAGCCUUACACAAUUCCAAGUACUCUUGUAGUACUGGACUUGCACUCAAAUCAACUGCAAGGCCAACUUCCCAUUGGAGUAGUCCCAUCCCAGGUCCAGGAUGCUGCAUAUCUUGAUUACUCAAACAAUUUUUUUAAUGGUUCCAUCCCAUUUGAUCUUGGAAGUUAUGCUCCAUUUGCUUCUUUCUUGUCUCUUUCAAAUAAUAGCUUCACUGGGGCAAUUCCUGAAUCCAUAUGCAAUGCAAGCUAUCUACAAGUUCUUGAUUUAUCCAAUAAUAAACUGAAUGGCAUACUUCCAUCCUGUCUAUUCAACAUUACUGGGAUUGAGACUCUUGGACUUGGAGUACUAAACCUUGGGAAAAACCAAAUCACCGGUAACAUACCUGAUUCGUUUCCAAGUAAUUGUGCUCUAAAAACUUUAGACCUCGGCAGGAAUGUCUUAGAAGGGAGGAUUCCUAGUUCUCUAAUCAAUUGCUCAUCCUUAGAAGUUCUAAAUUUAGGGAGUAACAAAUUUGUAGAUACCUUUCCAUGCCCAUUGCAGAAUUUAUCAAGCAUGCGGGUGCUAAUCUUGCGAUCCAAUGGAUUCAAUGGCGACCUUCAUUGUGUUAAUGCCAACCAUAUGUGGCCAAAUCUUCAGAUUAUUGAUAUUGCUUCCAAUAAUUUCACUGGAGAACUCUCCCCAAAGUUGUUAAAUUGGAAAGGAAUGACUGUUGAUGAAGAUAAUACUGCGCAAUCUAGGGGUAACAUCAGGUUUGACUUCUUGAGACUCAAUGACUUCUACUACCAAGAUAAAGUAUUGUUAACCGUGAAGGGGGUUGAGAUGGAACUGGUGAAAAUUCUCAGAGUCUUUACAUCUAUUGAUUUCUCAAGCAAUAAUUUCCAUGGAAUUAUACCAAAUACCAUUGGAGCUCUCACAUCACUUUACUUUCUCAACCUAUCACACAAUGCUCUCACAGGGAAUAUCCCUAAAGCAAUCGGAAAUCUUAAAAGGAUUGAAUCCUUAGACCUUUCAGCAAACCAUCUAGAUGGAGAGAUCCCGGCACAGCUCGCGAAACUCACAUUCCUUUCUGUUUUGAAUUUAUCAUUCAACAGACUUUCUGGUAUGAUUCCAACCGGCAAUCAACUUAAUACAUUUGGACCAGAUUCCUACCUAGGGAAUCAACAACUCUACGGUUUUCCUCUCUCAAAAAGUUGCAAACCUCCAACAAGUUCCCGUGGCGGCAAAUCUGAGAUAGAAUUGGGUGGUGGCCAACUUGAGAUCAAAUGGGAAUAUGUAACUUCUGCUUUGGGAUUCAUGGUGGGUUUAGGCGUGUACCUUUGGAUGCUUUUGCAUAACAAGAGAUGCAGGGAAGCAUACAAACAACUUGACAAUGUUUUAGUACCGCUAUUCAGUCCACGACAACGAGGAAGAAAAUCUCUGAAACCAAGAAGCAGAGUUCGCAGGAACAGAAUCAUAUCAAUCUAAGUUGCAUCCCUUGCAGGUAAUCUUGAAUACCUCCAAUGUUAUACGGAGCACAAUUUUUUCAUAUAAACACUGUUGAUUACACACCAAGCACUUCUUGUUAAGACCAUUAUUAUUCACUCCACUUCAGUUUGUAGGUGCGAAUGCUUAGCUCAGUGAUUAUGAUGGUGAUAGCUCCUAGGUAGUGCAUGCAUGUUUGCAUGUUUUGUACUAUAGUAAGUCUACUAUAUCCUUCUUCUCGGUUUGCAAAUAUUUAUGUGUAAUCACUUUUGAAGGAGUUGCAUGUUGUUGGGUCAUGGGCGAAGAACCAUUUGCUUUAAUUAAUAAACAUUUCAAAUCUACCCUUUUAUGUGUUUGUAA
Ipomoea triloba (trilobed morning glory) is the source of this 2360-nucleotide messenger RNA. RefSeq names its product receptor like protein 22-like. Bases 366 to 2003 code for a protein of 545 amino acids. The transcript is spliced from 2 exons. The record is from RefSeq and is a predicted model, not a curated record. Gene Ontology annotation, molecular function: protein binding. NCBI's taxonomy places the organism in Eukaryota, Viridiplantae, Streptophyta, Magnoliopsida, Solanales, Convolvulaceae.